GGCCCUCUGGGAAGAUGGCUGAGGUGCAGGGGGCUGAAAUUAAAGUGGACGACGGCGAGCCGAAACUGAGCAAAAAUGAGCUAAAGAGACGCCUGAAAGCUGAGAAGAAAAUAGCAGAGAAGGAGGCCAAGCAGAAGGAGCUCAGUGAGAAACAACUAAGCCAGGCCGCUGCUGCCACCAACCACACUGCUGAUAAUGGUGCGGGUGCGCAGGAGGAGAGCUUGGACCCAAACCAGUACUUCAAAAUCCGCAGCCAGGCAGUCCACCAGCUGAAGGUCAAUGGGGAAGACCCAUACCCUCACAAGUUCCACGUCGACAUCUCACUCACUCACUUUAUCCAAGAAUACAGUCACCUGCAGCCUGGGGACCACCUGACUGACAUCACCUUAAAGGUGGCAGGUAGGAUCCAUGCCAAAAGAGCUUCUAGGGGAAAGCUCAUCCUCUAUGACCUUCGAGGAGAGGGGGUCAAGUUGCAAGUCAUGGCCAAUUCCAGGAAUUAUAAAUCUGAAGAAGAAUUUAUUCGUAUUAACAACAAACUGCACCGGGGAGACAUAAUUGGAGUUCAGGGCAAUCCUGGGAAAACUAAGAAGGGCGAACUGAGCAUCAUUCCCUAUGAAAUCACACUGCUGUCUCCUUGCUUGCAUAUGUUACCUCAUCUUCACUUUGGCCUCAAAGACAAUGAAACACGGUUUUGUCAGAGAUACUUGGACUUGAUCCUGAAUGACUUUGUGAGGCAGAAGUUUAUCAUCCGCUCUAAGAACAUCACAUAUAUAAGAAGUUUCUUGGAUGAGUUGGGAUUCCUAGAGAUUGAAACUCCCAUGAUGAACAUCAUCCCAGGGGGAGCUGUGGCCAAGCCUUUCAUCACCUACCACAACGAGCUGGACAUGAAUUUAUAUAUGAGGAUUGCUCCAGAACUCUACCAUAAGAUGCUGGUGGUUGGUGGCAUUGACCGGGUUUAUGAAAUCGGACACUAG
This is a messenger RNA of Balaenoptera ricei (Rice's whale), 974 nucleotides long. Its product is annotated as lysine--tRNA ligase-like. The transcript has a single exon. NCBI's taxonomy places the organism in Eukaryota, Metazoa, Chordata, Mammalia, Artiodactyla, Balaenopteridae. The coding region runs from base 15 to 974 and encodes 319 amino acids. Gene Ontology annotation, cellular component: cytosol; nucleus; aminoacyl-tRNA synthetase multienzyme complex. The record is from RefSeq and is a predicted model, not a curated record. Gene Ontology annotation, biological process: basophil activation involved in immune response; diadenosine tetraphosphate biosynthetic process; positive regulation of macrophage activation. Gene Ontology annotation, molecular function: tRNA binding; lysine-tRNA ligase activity; ATP binding.